CAUGUGGGAGGUGAUACAGACAACAGCUGCUGACUUCUGCUCCAAAUAUGUGGAUUAUGAGAAGAAAAACAUUAGGGGGCCAUAAUGUGCCUUUAUAAGGAGACUUGGAGACAAAGUCAAUACAGGUGCACCUUUAGGUCAUUCAAAAAUAUUUGCUUCCUAGUGUUUGUACUUAACCACUCCUCGUGCAUGCAUGCAUUUCUCAGUUACUGCUGACUCGGUUCACGCUGAAAGCAAAAGCACUACACCAUCAGCACUGGCCUGCCUCCAAACUAACGCUCAGUGAACUUUGGUACACACAGCCAACUUAUCCCCAAUGCAUUUUAGCACAAUAUGCGCUCCUAAAACUCGAACACGUAUUGAGAAGGCAGUCGUUAAAGCCAUCAAGCUUGGAGAAAGGGUUUAUUGACCUUUCUGUCUGGACGCAUCACUCAGCCACUAAACAUUACAGCCAUUAUUGCUCAUUCAGGCCGCGGGCGCCACACACCCGGAAGUGGGAGCGCCGGUGACGUAACACGUUUCAAACAUCAACCUGAGAGGCCGUUACUCCAGGUAAAAGGAAGGGAGUUUGUGGAGCCAUGUGCUUAGCAGGUGACUCAGGGUUGGGCUUGACAAACCUUACACGCCUUCUAGUGGCUAGGACACGAACCUUCAGUGGAACUCCUUGUUAGGAUCAAAGUAUUUCAUGUAGUACACACCGUUAAAGCGUGAGGAAGGUAGGAGCUUUUCAUUCAGAGCUUUGGCAGUGGAAUAAACCGGUGUCAUCAAAAUCGGACUCCCCGUGAGAUUAUGAUUUCCCAGUUUUUCCCACUUGUUCCGGCAAUUUACAAAUGAAGCACAGCCUGGACACAUACUUCUGUAUCCACUAAAUAUUAUGUCAUGUUGUUUACAACAGUCGUCUCUUAGGUCCCUCCUAUGAGAGGAGCAUGCACAACUUCAGAACGUUUUGUCUCGACCACAUAACCAUUUCUUCUUCUGGUGAUUUGUAAGAGCAAAGGGACAAAGGGACAAAUAAAAAGAGAGAGAUUGAUUUACAUAAAAAGAGGUUGCAUUAACAAACAAAUAUUAAGCAACGAUUAUAAAGGCAAACUGCUGUUGAUAUACAGCACACUCUUCUUACUCAAGUGAACAGUUCAAGAGGUGUUCCUGACUGUAGCCAUGUGGAUGCAGAAGAUGCUGGGAUGUAAGGAAACGAGGGUGAGAUACAAGUUGACCCUGUCUACUGGCCUACUGGAAUGUUUGUGUUUCGCUGGCAUUGUGUUUGGUUGGGCAUCUCUAAUGUUUGUAUUGAAGUCAGAGGGCUACUUCGGUGAACUGUGCGUCAAUGUGACAAACACUAGUGGAGAAAAAUCAGAUUGCAGUCUGCAGGAUGAGAAUUUCUCCUUAGUCUUUACAGUUGCCUCGUUCAUGAACAACUUUCUCACCCUGCCCAAUGGAUUCUUCUACGACCAUUUUGGCACGAUGGCAACGCGGCUUCUGGCUAUAAUUCUUUAUACCACAGGAACCUUGCUAGUGGCACUAUCCAAUGAAGCUCUCUCUCUCCUGCUAUUUCCUGCUUUAUCCUUUAUAGCUGCGGGGGGUGUUCUGUUUUUAAUGACGAAUAUGCAGGUGGGGAACCUGUUUGAUACUCGCAGAUCAACCAUCAUAACAAUCUAUAAUGGGGCCUUUGACUCUUCAUCGGUUAUUUUUCUCAUUAUUAAGGUGCUGUAUGAGAGAGGAGUUUCUCUUCGCUCCUCAUUUCUCUUCCUCUCAGCUUGUAAUGUCAUUCAUCUCCUCCGGACGAUCUUUCUCAUGCCGAAGUCACACAUUCCCUAUCCAGUCCCAGAGAACUACACGUAUGGCAUGAGCUGUGCGAAAUCAAACAGCUACAAUGUUGAAGAAUACGAGGCAGAGCGAGAACAGAGUUUAGAUGAAGGCGGAUGUGAAGAUGAUGAGCCACUGGAGACUGCAGACUCGCCAGACAACUCUGAGAAAGUGAGCUUAAAGAGCUGUUGUUUGUCCUGGUUCUUCUUGUGGCACCUGGUAUGGCUGUCAGUCAUGCAACUUCGACAUUAUUUCUUCAUUGGGACUCUGAAUCCAAUGCUGAACAGACUGGCCGACCAAGACCCAGUUACUGUGAGUCAGUACACCAAUGCGUUUGCCUUCACUCAACUUUGUGGAGUUCUCUGUGCUCCCUGGAAUGGUCUUCUGAUGGACAGACACAGAAGAAGACCACUAGCUCCAGGCCUGUCAGAACGAGAAGCAGACCUGCGCUCCUCCAUUCUGUCUCUCCUCCUCACCUCCCUCCAGUGCCUCCUGUUCUCCAUCUGUGCCAGCGUUCCCCUCCUCCCACUCCAGUAUCUUACCUUCAUCCUUCAGGUCCUCAACCGUUCCUUUUUAUAUGGAGGCAAUGCUGCUUUCAUCAGUAUAGCGUUUCCUGCCUAUCAUUUUGGAAAGCUAUAUGGUCUGGUGAUGUCUCUCUCUGCCAUGGUAUCUUUGCUACAGUAUCCAUGCUUUGCUCUCAGCACAGUUCUUGGAGGAGAUCCCUUUUAUGUGAACAUCAUGUUAACUGUCCUGACUCUUCUAGCCUUCAUACACCCUCUUAAUGUUUUCCUUCGCUGCAGAGAGCUGACAAAACAACGAGAGAACUUAAAGAGUGUGUCAGAGUGCUCAAUAACAGAAACAUCAAUGUAUUAACUCAAAUCAUGUCUUUCAUCUAUAGGAGCAUUUGUGAUAUGAUUAUGCAUAUAUAUCUAUCUAGGUAUUUUAUAAAAUGACAAAAAGAAAACAUUACAAUUGUGCUUAUUAUUUUGUAUCACUGUCUUUCUAAAGAUAAAAAAACUUAGAAAUGAAACGUGAUAGCCAGAAAUGUAAUAUAAUUUAAUUCAAUGUAAUAUCAUUAUUAAAUAUUUACAACCUUUAUUAGUACAGAAAUUACAAUUUAAGACAAUAAAAAGUUGUAUACUUUGCUGUUAAUGAACAGAGCAAUAUUAAGAAAAAAAACAUUGGUUUCCACAUAACAAUGGGACACUUUUUACGGCAAAAUGGGAUUCAGAGACAUGGGUCCUAAAAGAUCUCCAAAAAAUGUUGUGUGAUAAUCAAUUGUGCAUCAGUGCCAAUAACCCUUGAAGCAUUAACUUUUGAAGCAUCAUGUAGUAACCUUAGACCCAUUAGCCAAUGGCCUGUUGUCCAAAACAAAUAAUACUGAUUGAUUACUGCCGCUGCGUGCUCUCACAUGUUCAAAACAGUGCAUUCAGUUGACUGAUCAAGAAUCAAGAAUUUCAUGUAAAGAUUUGACAGAAAACAUGUUGCAGGCUAUAGUUUGCACUAGAUGAAACUUUGUAUUGAUUUGUUUUGGUCUACAGUCUGAUUUGAUUUUAUCUUAUUUUAAGCCAUAGUUAAUGUGCAUCAUUGAAAAUUUGGGAAAAACAUGAAUAAAUAAAAUAUUUAUGGAACACUUUCCCUCUUUGUCAAAAAACAAGCAAAUGUAUGAAAAAGUUCUUUUGGAAAAGUGCUAUGGUUUAGAUAAGUAGCAAUUACAAGGUUUUUAUUUUAAAAAUAUGUACUGC
This is a messenger RNA of Triplophysa dalaica, 3548 nucleotides long. It is a transcript of the gene slc43a3a, whose product is annotated as solute carrier family 43 member 3a. The transcript has 14 exons. The coding region runs from base 1159 to 2676 and encodes 505 amino acids. NCBI's taxonomy places the organism in Eukaryota, Metazoa, Chordata, Actinopteri, Cypriniformes, Nemacheilidae. Gene Ontology annotation, molecular function: transmembrane transporter activity. The record is from RefSeq and is a predicted model, not a curated record. Gene Ontology annotation, biological process: transmembrane transport.